Messenger RNA from Arachis stenosperma, 874 nucleotides. RefSeq names its product photosynthetic NDH subunit of subcomplex B 3, chloroplastic. Lineage: Eukaryota; Viridiplantae; Streptophyta; Magnoliopsida; Fabales; Fabaceae. Gene Ontology annotation, molecular function: 2 iron, 2 sulfur cluster binding. Gene Ontology annotation, biological process: P450-containing electron transport chain. The transcript is spliced from 6 exons. Gene Ontology annotation, cellular component: chloroplast thylakoid membrane. Bases 78 to 692 code for a protein of 204 amino acids. The record is from RefSeq and is a predicted model, not a curated record.
GAAGAUGAGAUAAGAUCAUCAUCACAAGAACAACCACAUAUACAUAAUACACCCCACUGAAAAACCUCAAAAAAAUCAUGUCACUCCUCCAACUCAACUCCUCUCAUGGCUUAUGCUCUCUCUCACCCUAUUCCCAUAACAACUUGAGAAGAAGCUUCAUGAUUCCUAUUCAUUCCUCUAAUAAGAACCACACCUUUGCAACAAGAAGAGUAGUUGUUAGAGCUAUCAGCACUGUCCCUGACACAAACACAGACACAGACAAAAACACCACUCAACCCUCCCAAGCUCCUCCCUCUGUUGGCUUCGCAUUCAUACAUCCUGUGUUGCUACCUGAUGGAACACCAGACAUUCAUUAUCGUACUGCUUGUGGUGGCCAGAAGCUUAGGGACAUAAUGCUUGAUUCCAAUCUUGAUCUCUAUGGACCCUAUGGUAGACCUUUGUUGAAUUGUGCUGGGGGUGGAAGUUGUGCCACUUGUAUGGUCGAGGUUCUUGAAGAUGGGGGGCUUCUUAAUCCUCGCACUGAUAAAGAGAAAGAGCAUCUCAAGAGGAAACCAAAGAAUUGGAGAUUAGCAUGUCAAAUAACUGUUGGUAAACCAGAUUCAACAGGCGCGCUUGUGAUCCAACAACUACCAGAGUGGAAAGGCCAUGAAUUUAAGUAUCAAAACCGUGAAGAUGAUUCAGAGGAUUCUUAAGGAGGCUUUUGUUGUUGUACUCAAAAGUAAAUAGAAAAUGAAGUAGUCUUCAUGAUGCAUUUUUUUGUUCUUGGUCUCUUGCAAUUUGCAAAAUGAUGAAGAAAAUCUUGGAACCUGUAAUUAGGAGUUAAAUUCUAUCUUCUAGUGGCAGGCACUUCAAGAGAUGGGAGAAAAAAAAAGAA